CAACCCGCCAAGCCCCGCCCCCUAACACGCCCACUCCCUUCUCGAAGCAGCCACUGUCAGGAAGCCGAGAGAGGAGCCUCUUCUGGGGCGUCACGGGUCUCAGCACUCGGAUCCGCACCAUGCUCGCCUUCCGAAGCGGCCUGGUCCGGGUUCUGGCCUCGCGGGCGCGCGCGCCUCAGGUGUGCACAUCUUUUGCUACAGGCCCCAGACAAAAUGAUGGAACAUUCUAUGAAUUUCGUACCUAUUAUCUUAAACCCUCAAAAACAAAUGAGUUCCUGGAAAAUUUUAAGAAAAAUGUUCAUCUUCGGACAGCUCAUUCUGAACUGGUUGGAUACUGGAGUGUAGAAUUUGGAGGCAGAAUGAACAAGGUGUUUCAUAUUUGGAAGUACGAUAAUUUUGCUCAUCGAACUGCAGUCCGGAAAGCUUUGGCUAAAGAUAAGGAGUGGCAAGAACAAUUCCUCCUUCCUAAUUUGGCUCACAUUGAUAAACAAGAGAGUGAGAUUACUUAUCUGGUCCCAUGGUGCAAAAUAGAAAAGCCUGAAAAAGAAGGAGUCUACGAACUGGCUACUUUUCAGAUGAAGCCUGGUGGCCCAGCUCUGUGGGGUGAUGCGUUUAAAAGGGCAAUUAAUGCCCAUGUUGAUCUAGGCUAUGCAAAAUUAGUUGGUGUUUUCCACACAGAAUAUGGAUUACUCAACAGAGUUCAUGUGCUUUGGUGGAACGCAACUGCUGACAGUCGUGCAGCUGGAAGACACCAGUCUCACGAGGAUCCCAGAAUUGUGGCGGCUGUUCGGGAAAGUGUCAACUAUCUAGCGUCUCAGCAGAAUAUGCUUCUGAUUCCUAUGUCGUUUUCACCAUUGAAAUAGUUGUUUCUGAAAAUACCAAGCAUUUCUCUGGAUGGUGCAUGAUGUAUCUGCUAGUGGUGCAUAAAUCUCCCAAGAAAAUUAUUCUCCCUUUUUUUUGAAGGAGGUGGUAAGUGAAUUCACUUUGUUCCAUACAAUCUUUAAAGCUACCUCUGGCAUUUGUCACCACCACUUCCAGGAGUAGUUUUCUUUUUUCUGUGGCAUUUUAGUAUCAAUUUUAUAUUAGAAAAAGUUUCCACUGCUUAGUGAUUUUGAUUUUUCAUUCAUUUCUCAGUAUCUUCUGUAUUUUGACAGUCCUGUGCCAUUUAGCAUUUUCAUGUACUCACAUAAUUUUAUAUUUCCUUGCCUUACAGUAUGCAAUUUUAAAUUAGUUACAUAAAGUAUCUGUCUUUUCAUUGUGUACUUUCCCAAGAUUUAAAGAUAUUUUCCCUGAUAAAAUUUACUUUGUAACAUUAGAUGGAGUUUAUAAAAAUAUUAGAUGAAGUACAUUUCUUUACUUUGGAAAAGUACAGUAUAAUGUCUUUUAUCUUUGUUAAUUGUGGUUUUCAAAUUAUUAGGUCAUUCUGAGUUGGAAAAUAAUGUAAUUAUGCCACAGAAUUAAAAAUGUAGAGAAGAAUUGUUGGUUUAUAUGCUGAAAUAUGUUCUUUAUAGAAACUUUGUUAAUUUUGAUUUCACCGUGGGUCCCUCACAAAGAUUCUGAGACAUUUGUUUUAAAGAGAUCUUUAUGAUUAUAUAAAUGUUAGCCAUAAUAAAAGCCUGCAUAACCA
This is a messenger RNA of Cavia porcellus (domestic guinea pig), 1627 nucleotides long. Its product is annotated as protein NipSnap homolog 3A. The transcript has 6 exons. Lineage: Eukaryota; Metazoa; Chordata; Mammalia; Rodentia; Caviidae. Gene Ontology annotation, cellular component: mitochondrion. Bases 120 to 863 code for a protein of 247 amino acids. The record is from RefSeq and is a predicted model, not a curated record.